GUUUCCUUUAUUUGGGACCUUGGAUCUGAACUUGGUAAACAGGAUUUGCAACCAUCUCCAGUAAGAAGUGUGUUUCCAACAUCACCUGUGUUGCAGCUCUUCCCUAACAGUUAACGUGAUCGGUAUGUGAGCCCGCCCUCCGGCACCGCUCUGCUGCUGUUAAAUCUGAGAGGCUGGUCUUCCUGAUAGCAAUCCUUCUCCUCAGUGGAACACAAAGUUACGGAGCAGAUCAGAACAGGACAGGCGGCUGUUUGUGUGAACAGCAGCGGCUCCUCUCAGACCGUCAGCUCCUCCUGGGGACGCAGCAGCAGGUCACAGGGGACACAGGCUGCUUUUAUAGAUCCAGGAGAUGAAAGGACCGUACAACAGGAAGGCUCCAGGAGCCGGGCUGGACCCUCCGCUGGACGAGCCGCCCGCCGUGCCAGGCCCUCCUGUCCCCAGUGUGACUGGCUGCAAAUGGAACAAAGGUACAAGAUGUCCCGUCUCUGGGGGUGAGCGGGUUUACCUCGGAGUUCGUGUCAGAAUGCCGGUUAGGGAUCUACUGAAAAACAGACGAGUGCCCAAAGACAUGGACCCCAAUGACUUUAACGAAAGAGGCUCAAAAAAAGGCUCUGGAAACAGGAAACGUGCCAGAAGUCGCGCAAGAAACAAAGCUACUAGGGGACAACACCCUGUGAAAAGCCUGGAGGAACUGGCAAUCAUCAUCGAGGUGUUGGAAGAGGACCUGAGAUCUGGCUGCACUCUCUGCUCCCCAACCCCAAAGUCCCUUCCUUCUGACUUCACUACCUCUCCAGAACUGUCUCUAACCGAUGUAAAUUCCGGUGACGAAUAUGAUGAAAUCAUUCCCAGCCCAGAAUCCUAUAUGGCCUACUCUCCCAGCGCCUCGGAACACGACGUGGCCUGGACCCGACCCGACUACAUGUUCUCCGGCCUCCAGCCCCCCGGUGUCACUGAUACACAAAGCUAUGAUGACAGAGAGGAGGGCUGGUUCGAGCCAAAGAACAACUGGGAUCUGAACACUUCUGCCUUCUUCUGGACACAGCUGCAGAAAGAGGAGAGCUGGCUGAGGACGACCUCUGAUGCUGAGCUGCUGACCACCGAUGAGCACGGCAGGACACUUCUGCAUAAAGUGGUGUGUCUGGGAAAGAGAGCACAGGUGUAUGCCAUCGCCAAAAGAAUGUCUGCAAUCAACAGCCUGGACCUCAAAGACUCUGAUGGAAUGACUGCCAUCCUCUAUGCGGCAAAGCACAACCAGCACCUGAUGGUGGCGGAUUUGAUCCGACUGGGGGCAAACGUGAACCAGACCAACAACCUGGGGAAGUCCUGCCUGCACCUGAGUGCUGAGAAUGGCUACAUCAGAGUGUUAGAGGUUUUGAAACAAGGAAUGAUGGAUGGGCUGUAUAUUGAUGUGGAAGCCACUGAUAACUCUGGGAUGAGUGUCCUCCAGUGUGCUACUGUGGCUCUGAAGGCCAGCAUGAGUCAGGUGGACAGCAGCAUGUCUCUGAGUCACAGCAGACUUCACACUCUGCGCCAGGAGCACAUGAUGGAGACACUGAAGUGUGUCCUGCAGAUGGACAGCUUCCUGCAUGCUGCUGCCAGCUGGUCUGCUACAGAUCCAGAAUACACAGUUCAAAGCUGACUGAACAGCCAGCAUGUUUGCCCUGCAGGGCAUUUUGGAACCCCGACAGUAAUGUUCUGAGUUUGUUCAGACUUGACUUCAGUCAGAGAGACUACAAAUAUUUAGUUUCUCUCUCACGUAUAAGUUCAGGCCUUUUAUGUAUAAGCAUCUGUUAGGCUGUGUGUGGUUGCAGGUAUCUGGUUUGUAGUCAGUUCUGUACUAAUGCCUGCACAGAAAUAUCAGAUGCACCUUCACUGGUUUCUGUGAAACUUCCAUUGUUUGUUACAGUUUCGUAACAAGUCGUCUCUUAACUACGUCCCUACAGACUCCAAAGUAAAAUCCUUUGGCUUUACUUAAAGUAUCGUCAGUGGCGCAAAAAGUGGGUAUGCAGCGCAUGCAACGCAUAGGGGCGCAGCACCAGAGAGGGCGGCGCGCCGAUGAUGUUUUCUCAUACACUUCAGCGUGCCUUACGCUCCUUCACCUCGCGCACAUAACGAGGUAAAUUUAGCGCGUUUUACCCUUCACAUAUCGUCGUCUUGGGGGGGUAGAGACAAUUUUUAAAGGGACAAAGGUCCAAUUUGAAGGCAUUAAAUAUCAAAGUAAAAUUUUCAAGUCAUAUCUGAUAUUUAGCAUUUUUUAACUGAAUAUAACCUAGUUACAAAUGUUACAAAUAACAUAGUUAUAAAAUGGCACUAAGUGCCUGGAAAAUACACAAUACUGUAAUUUAAUCCACGAAAGGGGAGAAACAAACAUAUUUGCUGAAUAAGCUCUGAUGUAGCAAAUUUCCCGUCUGUGCCUUACCAGGGCCUUGAAACUCUGAAAACUUAAAAUUGGGGGGGUACUCCAACCCUAGUUUGUACACUCUACUUCCUGCAGACAUGAGUAACAUGAACAUCUGGCAGAAUGACAUUCUGCGAAGCCUAGUUGAUUCUCUUCAAACCGGUAGGUGGAAAUAUGGCUAAUUCUCACUUUCAUUUGUUUUUCUUUUUGGGAACAUUUUAAAAAAUUGCUUAAUAUUUGCAUGACUACUGGAUGGAAGAACAGCUAUUGACCAAUGAGAGUUGUUCCUCAUUGGUCACACUUUAACUGCAGGCUGGUUUAAGACACGAUAUAUAUCCUGAACAUCUGGUUAGUGAGUCGAAUAAGCACAAUCACAAUACAAAUCACAAUAUCUGAUUGAAAGGUUUCAAUCAGAUAAAAGGCAUUGGUUUGAUUAACUGAAUGGAGAGCCAAUGAAAUCCAAGAAAAAAAAAAGCCAAAAAAUGGACUUUACAUGUUGGAUCUUUUAAGGACUGUUGUUAGAGCGCAUUACAAAGUGAGUUGUUAUGGGAAAGUUUUUCAGUUACACUUAACUGCUUCCCCAUGACUCAUUAAAAAAAGUUGGUGUGUCGAGUUUUCACUUGGUCAUUAUUUUACCUAAUAUCACAUAAAGAGUCUUUCUUUAUUAAAUAUAAUAUUUUUGCUGUAUUAUGUGUACUUUUAAUAUUGUGUUUUUUUUAUCAUUACACUUUAAAUUUUAAAAAUUCUAAGAGAAAUGACUUUAAAACCUAAAUAGAGAGAGGGAUGUUUUCUCACCUAAUAUAUCAAAUCUUGUAUUUUUUUCCCCUAGUUUGGUUUUUAAGUAAAAGGGGAAUUCUUUUUUUUUAUUUCCCCACAAAAUAAUAAAUCCCAUUUAUUGUAUUAUGUUUGCACUAUGUUAUUGUUUAUACUAUUAAGCCGAGUAGUUUAUGGGCUACUCAGCUUAACACGCUACAACAAUGUGACGCCAUGUUGUAGCGUCACAUGUUCAUGUAUUAUAAAUGUAAAGAAAAUUUCAUAUUAUAUUGGGAAUAUUGUAUAUCAGUAAGGGUUGUUAUGGGUUAUGGAUACUUUUCUUUACAGAAUAUGUAAACUUGUAGAAUAGGAGAAUUUUGUGUUUGUAAUCGUAGCUUCUAAUUACAGCUACAAUUAUGUUUUUUUGUUGUUGUUUUAAAUGUAUUCUGGAAUUUUUGUUGUGUGGUAAAUCAACUGGAUCGCCUUCCAAAGUCAGAUUUUCCACUGGCAAAAAGGGAGCAACCAGGUGCUUGCUAAGAAAGGUAACGUGUAAAGUAAUAUUCGUAAGAGGUACUGCUAACAAUGUGGGCGUCGUCAUGUUGAAAUUCCUGCUUCUUAUCUGGAACACUUUGACCUCAAGUCUGACGUCAAACCUGUCAAGACUUCUCAAAAUUACUGAGGAGUUUUACCUCUUUGUCUACCAUGAUGACAGAUCAAAGUUCUGAGCUGACUUCUUUUCCCCAUUAGUCCAUUAAGUUCAAGAUUGCAACCCUUAAAUUUGCAUAGCUUUUAUUAUAAGGACUGUAUUUACCUUUAUCUAUCAACGCAAGCUAACACCUCCCUUUGGCUAAAUUCUAAUCUAGAAACAGAUGUUCAGCUGCUUCGAACCAGGUGUUUCUCCCCAUAAUUAUGAACAGCCCUCAUAAAGCUGAUGAUAGGGAAUAAAAAUCCACAACACAAUAAAAAUGCAGCCAUCUGUUUCUUGCAGCUGCUGCCUCUGUAUUCAUUUGUUAUGCACAAAACUUGUGAAUUAUUGUAAAUCGUGUGUACUCUCAAUGUUAAUGUAAACGUAUCCCACAGUCUUCUGCAAACAUGUACUUAUUUUCAUCCUGAAAUUCAAUAAAAAAUAGUUUGAACUAA
Messenger RNA from Poecilia reticulata (guppy), 4291 nucleotides. RefSeq lists its product as uncharacterized. Gene Ontology annotation, cellular component: nucleus. NCBI's taxonomy places the organism in Eukaryota, Metazoa, Chordata, Actinopteri, Cyprinodontiformes, Poeciliidae. The record is from RefSeq and is a predicted model, not a curated record. Gene Ontology annotation, molecular function: POU domain binding; DNA binding. Gene Ontology annotation, biological process: regulation of gene expression.